AAAAAUUUUGCCUUCGAAUUAUUUUCAGCAAUAUUUUAUUUAUCAAACAUAUACAUAAGAACAGCAUUUUUUUAACUGGGAAAUGACGUUCAAGAAAAUUCUUCUGACACUUUGUAUCGUAUCAAUUUGGGCGUUAUCUACAGAAGGUUUGAAGUGUUGGACUUGCGAAAACCAGGCAUCACCACGCGACUGUCUCCAAAGUGGAAGUUUAAAGCAAUGCAGAUAUUUGGAAAAAUCAUGUCAAACAGUCGUUCGAGUUUUCGAAGGAACCAAAACCUACAUUUCUACUGGCUGCAAAGAAGUUGAUGCUUGUGGACGAAAUGAAGAACAGAAUCCAAGACGUGCCUGGACUCCGACACAAUGUAAUGGAAAUACUAUGAAUUCUGUAUGUCGUUGUUGCUGUGGAACCGACAGAUGUAACAGAAAUAAUCUUUUGUGUAAACCAAGAAGAGGAGAUGCUCCUGCACCUACCAAAGAUGCAACGCCGACACCUCUUGAACCUUUGUGUGAUGAUGUUCCAACACUGUCAUAUGGGAUGGUGGAAUGUGACGCUGGAAGAAAAAUAGGAUCUCAAUGCAGAUUCUUUUGCAGCGGUGAUCACGAGAUGAGGGGACCAUCGACUGUGACUUGCGAAAGAAAAGGAAAAGUUGCGAAAUGGAACGAAGAAUCUCCUAUUUGCAUUGCCCCGGAACCUUCUUGCAAAGACCUCGGCAAUUUACCGCACGGCGAAUUUGUGUGCACGCGAGAGGAUAACAAAGUCGGAACGAUUUGUGGAUUUCGUUGCAUAGACGAUGGCUACGAUCUUUUAUCUACCACUGACGCUAUAGAAUGCGUUACAGAUGCCGCGGGAAAAGCAAAAUGGAGCCACAGGAAACCAUGCUGUACAUCUCAAUGUCCACCAAUGGCCAAAAAAGAUGUUGUGAUUGUUAUGGAUUCCUCUAAUUCAAUUAGUAAUAGAGAAUGGAAAAUUAUGAAAAGUUUUGUUGCGAAUAUUACUGGAAAAUUUGAAGUUUCCGAAGAUGGUGUUCAGUUUGCCGUUUAUCGAUUUAAUAGAAAAGUUGACGACGAAUCCCAAAUUUUAUUUGGUGAUUAUACAAACGACGUUGACGGAUUAAAACAAGCUGUUAUCGACAUGCCAAAACGAGGUGGAGGUACUUUCAUUGGCCGCGCACUGAAGCAUGCCAAGAAUCACGUUUUAACGACAAAUAACAGAAAAGAUGUUGAAGACUUGGUUUGGGUAUUAACUGAUGGCCGAUCUGACGACAAACUUGACGUUGUCAGCAAAGAGUUGAGGGAUUCAGGCGUUGAGAUAAUGGCUCUUGGAAUUUCACGACAAAACAAACCAGUGGACAUAAAACAGUUGAUCAAUAUGGCCGGCCAUUCAGACAACGUUUUGGGAGUGAAAAACGGAAUGAAAAGUCUGACUGACAACUUGUCACACAGAAUCGUCAAAAAAAUCUGCCAGUUCUCUUGCCCUGCUGAGUAAACACUUGUUACACAGUGAUGUCGAAUAUGCGGAGUAUUUGUAUGCCCGAGUUUUAAAAGGCCUUCAAAGUUGAAAUCAAAUUUGUUUGUGCGAAUAUUGUUUUGUAUAUAAUUAUUUAAAUUAAAACAAAACCAGUCAGACAUGGUUUCAUAUGAAAUAUUCGCGGCAUAAAUAGACCGCGAUUCGAAAGAGUGAUUUUGCAAUCAUCUUAUCUGCUGUAUUCAAAAUAGCCAGUGAAUUAUUUUUCGUGGAAAAUCAUCUAUUGCGCUAGUUAAAGUUAUCAUGUUGUAUGAUACAUCUUUCAUCAUUUCUUUCUGAGGUGCUUCACUUUCUGUUAUCAUUGCUAUUUUUAUAUAGAAAUUAAUUUCAGUUGUUUUUGUACCUUUACAUUUUUAUUUACCAUUUAAUAUAAUCACGAGCAAACGCAUUUAGAAGUAACUAAUGAUGACGUGAUGUAUUUCGAUAAGACAAUUCUGGUUUUCUCGAAAAGUUAUUUUAGCAUAUAUGUUAAAUUUAAACCAAUUAAAAAGUUACGUCGUAUGUAUGCUUUAUUGACUAUUGCUUUUGUAUAAUAUAAUUUUAUC
Molecule: messenger RNA, 2070 nt
Organism: Styela clava
Lineage: Eukaryota; Metazoa; Chordata; Ascidiacea; Stolidobranchia; Styelidae
Product: collagen alpha-1(XII) chain-like
Source: RefSeq, a predicted model, not a curated record